Micromonas pusilla CCMP1545 is the source of this 831-nucleotide messenger RNA. RefSeq lists its product as uncharacterized. The coding region runs from base 39 to 653 and encodes 204 amino acids. The record is from RefSeq and is a predicted model, not a curated record. NCBI's taxonomy places the organism in Eukaryota, Viridiplantae, Chlorophyta, Mamiellophyceae, Mamiellales, Mamiellaceae. The transcript has 2 exons.
CGCGCACCGCACGAAACCUCACAACUCACUUAACAAAAAUGGCUGCUCUCUGCUCCGUCGCGCCCGUCGUGGCCAAGGUCCCCGCCGUCUCCACCGGCAAGGCCUCCAAGUCCUCCGCGAUGCAGGUCUGGAACCCGACGAACAACAAGUUCUUCGAGACCUUCUCCUUCCUCCCCCCCCUCUCCGACCAGGAGAUCGCCCGCCAGGUCCAGUACCUCAUCAACAACGGCUGGGCUCCCUGCAUCGAGUUCGAGGGUGCCGGCAAGGCGUACUGCGACACCCACGGCUGGUCCGGCCUCGACUCCUCCGUCAACGCGGGCUACUACGAUAACCGCUACUGGGUGAUGUGGAAGCUCCCCAUGUACGGCUGCACCUCCCCGGAUGAGGUCCUCGCCGAGGUCCGCGCGUGCACCCGCGCGUUCCCCGACUGCUUCAUUCGCGUCGCGGGUUUCGACAACAUCAAGCAGGUCCAGUGCUCCUCCUUCCUCGCGCACCGCCCGGCGAACGACCGCACCUUCCAGCCGGUGACCGGCCGCCAGGUCGGCGACGGCAGCGACGGCCGCGCGGCGCCGGCGGCCCCGUCCGGCGGCGGUGACAGCGGCAUGUCCGGCGGCUUCACCCCCAAGCCCCCCCAGCAGAACUACUCCUGGUAAUCACUCAACACGUGUGAGGCGCGCGAGCGCCUCGUGAAGAGACGAGCACCGAAAGACGCAGUUCUGUAAAUGUUUUACUUUUAUUGAUGAGUGAGGCGGUGGCUCCCCACCCGCGAGAUUGCACCUAGCGCACGUCAGGUGCUUUGUAACGAACGGCGGAGCCAGAUGCGAACUAAAA